Molecule: messenger RNA, 816 nt
Organism: Periconia digitata
Lineage: Eukaryota; Fungi; Ascomycota; Dothideomycetes; Pleosporales; Periconiaceae
Source: the annotation of a GenBank genome assembly
AUGACCGACUACUUCCGAGCUCCAACCACCAUCGUUCUGCACGUCACCGCAGCGGACGUUAUUGCGAAUCCUACUGUUUCACGCCGACCCUUUGGAAUCGAAAAAGAAAAAAAGACACAAAAAAUAUCUUCCUGCACAACUAUGACGGCGCAGCGAGGGAAACUCAUCGUUUUGGAAGGACUGGAUCGGGCUGGAAAAUCCACACAAUGUCAGCUCCUUGUCGACAGACUUCGGGAAGCUGGCUCGGCGGUGGAAUAUAUGCGAUUUCCUGAUAGGACUACGCCGAUUGGGCAGAUGAUCAAUGGGUAUCUGAGUGGGCAAAGCGAGCAGGAGGACCAUGUGAUCCAUCUGCUUUUCUCUGCGAAUCGGUGGGAGGCAGCGGCUAAGAUACAAUCACUGAUCGCGGCCGGCACGACUGUGGUAAUCGAUCGGUACUACUACUCUGGGUGCGUGUACAGCGCGGCUAAACACAAUCCUUCCCUCCCACUCGCCUGGUGCAGACAUCCUGAUGUAGGUUUGCCCCGUCCUGAUUUAUGUCUUUUCUUGGAUAUCACAGCGGAAGCGGCAGCGAAGCGAGGUGGAUUUGGGACGGAAAAGUACGAGAAGAAGGAGAUGCAGGAUCGGGUGCGGAGUCUGUUUGAUGUACUCAUUUCUGGCGGAGAGAGUGGUGAGGGAGACGAAAAGGAGGACAUUGUCAAGAUCGAUGCGAGUGCGAGUUUAGACGAGGUCAAGGCCAGGAUUUGGAAGGAAACGAGCAAGGUCUUGGAGAGGGUAGAUAGCGGGGAAGAGCCUUUAAGGUUUGUGAGGGAAUGGUGA